UAAUUCUGAAAUCUGUCAAUUAAAACAAGCAGUCAUCCGUCAGUGUCACAAUUCCUCAUCACCACCACCCGUGACCAUCAGACCACCACCAAAACAAACACUCCUCAGAUAUUCCAACAAAAAACAGUUAAAAAAUAAAAUAAACCAUGUAAUCGCAUUAUAGUAACGUAUAACUCCGGACGGCUAGCUAGCAAAAUGGUGUUCAUGCGAUACGAGUACCCCACCAACUCGUUCCCAUACAAAAUUAGCAAGCGUCUGAAUGCUCUUAGCGUGCCUAGGAAAGACUUUGUUGACACUCAAGAUGAGAUGCCAGCUUACACCGCUACUGGCACCAGGAAAUCUGCCUUGAACGGACAAACUACUGACAGAGUGAACGACAUCGCGUGGCCUUGGACAAGGAGAUUAAUGGUCAUCAAAAGGAUGUACAAGAGGCAGUUUAGUCAGGAACGCUUAGAACGCAUUGAUCGCAUGAUAGAAGCCGCCAAUGGUACCCUGUACUCCAAGCUAGCUAACUGUGUCAUCGACCUCAAGAAGAUGGACUUUAGGGACGUUAAGAAGAAGAAGGGAUGGACUGAGAGUGAGUGGAAGAAACACAUGGACUAUAUCUCUGCGGUCGCUGCUCCUAAGAGGGAGUUUAAACCACCACCUGUUCAGCGAGGCAAAUCCAUGCCUCUAGAAGCUCUAUUGCCGCGGAUCGAGGCGAUGAUGGUCCGUCCCGACUACAAGUGCUACAAGAGAAUGUCGCAAGAGGCCUGGUACAGGGAUCCAGUAAAGGUACCGCCAAACGCCCUCAAGUACGUUAUAACAGAGAGGACGAAGAAGCUAGCCGCUCCGAGAGCUAUGCCCCGUGCGGAAUAAACAGCUAUUCCUAUAUACAAGCAUUUAUAUAAUCUGUCUGUUGAAACUGAACUCAUGCCCGUCCAGUCCAGUGGAACUAUGAAGUAUUGCCAGUUAUAGGAAGAUAAUGUAGGUACAACUGUCAAACGCAAUCUGAAAUAUUUAUAAGUGAUUAAUUACCAGAAAUAAACAAGCUGUAAACUUUU
Molecule: messenger RNA, 1043 nt
Organism: Helicoverpa armigera (cotton bollworm)
Lineage: Eukaryota; Metazoa; Arthropoda; Insecta; Lepidoptera; Noctuidae
Exons: 4
Coding region: 196-858 (220 amino acids)
Source: RefSeq, a predicted model, not a curated record